UGAUAUACAUCCAUGGGAGACACCCGUGCAGGCUGCAGACUUUCGACAGAAGAGGAAGAAGGGGGAAAACGAUGUUGCCAUGACAACGCCUUUUGUUUACAUGUAGCCGAGGACUCCAGCUGUAGCUGGGCUAGUUUACAGGCUAACUCCUGUCUUUAGCGUUAUUUCCCCCAUUUGUUAGCCUGUACUGUAUUUCACGAUGCCCCCAAAGACUAAAAGCAAAAAGGUCGUGAAGGGGAAGUCCUCGGCCGUGGUGGACGGUCUUUCCACGGAUGAAAUGUCAAAAGAUCAGCUGGAGGAACACAUCAUCCGCCUGCGAGAGGAGCUGGACAGAGAGCGGGAGGAGAGGAGCUACUUCCAGCUGGAGAGGGACAAGAUCCAGGCAUUCUGGGAAAUCUCCAAGAGGAGCCUGGAGGAGACGAAUGCCGAGCUGAGGAACAGACGGAGGGAGAGGGAGGAGGCGGAGGAGCGCCACCGUGUGGAGAUCACUGUGUACAAGCAGAAGCUGAAGCACGUCCUGUCUGAGCAACACAACACCGUCUCUGGGCUGAAGAUCGACGGCGUCUCCUCGAGCGGACUCAUCCGGCUGCAGAACGCUGAGAAGGAGCUCGGGCUGAGGAGAGAAACGCACGGCCUGCAAGGGGACUUCGGGGAGAAGAAGCUCCACAACGAGAACUGCAUCAAGGAGCUCAAACUGAAACACCAGGUGGAGUUGAUGGAGAUGACAAACACCUUCGACAAAAGAUUCAGAGAUAUUGAGGUGAAAUAUCACAAGAAAACCGAGACGAUGAUCCAAGCGGAGGGUAAGAGGCGGCGUGCGGAGGUUUUAGAAGUGGAGGACCGGAUGAAGAGUCGUGUUGUGGCUCUGAUGGAGGACCAGGAGCGAGCUCUCAGAGGAGCAGAGGAGUACUACUCUGCUGUUCAGAGCAAACUGAUGGGGGAUCAGAAGCUGCUGAAGGAGGAACUUGCGGAGGUGACGAAGCUUCAGACUCGAUCCGACAAAGACCUCUCUGCGGCGCAGCAGGAGAACAGGAAGCUGAGCGACGCUCUGCAGGAAGCCCAGCAGACGCUGCCCGCUCUGCACCGACAGCUGCAGGAGGACCAGCAGGCCAAGAACAAGAUGGUGGCGAGUCGAGCUCGAGUGAAGCUCAUGGAUCAGGAGCUCAGAGAUAUGACCGUGGAGCACGAGCUGCUGCUGCAGGCCUUCGAAAAGGUUCAGCAGGAGCGUGAUGAUCUCCUGCAGAACCAGACGCAGACCCUCCUGGAUGUGCAGCAGCGCAGCGGGCUGAAGCAGCUGCUGCUGGAGAGGAAGAUGGCCGCGCUGACAGAGACUGUGGAGAAGAAAGAAGCUCAGCUCUGCGCCGCUCUCUCAGCCUCUAAAGUCACACAAACUGCAGGGGGCAGCGCUGCGAACAGAGUGGAGGACAUAUUGGAGUCCAAACAGGUCACCAUCGAUGACCUUCAGGGAGGCUUGGCUCGGGAUUGUAAGGAGUACGACGAGCUGCUGAGGAGCUGCCAGGAGAAGACGAGGUCUUUGGGGGUCGACUUCCCCUUCAGACCCUCACAGCUGAUCCUGGGGGGCAAGGACUCUUCGGGGACUUAAAAACACCAAAUACUUCACUUCUCUACCUCCGUCUCAUUUCAUAACUUCCCUAAAGAUAAUUGUAGUGGCUUAAAAGUUUCUAGAGCAGCCACUUCCAACAUACGGGGGUGUGAUUUCAACGCACAAAUAAUCCAGAACGAUCAUCCAUUUUGUCAAGAUUCAUCCAAUCCAGCAUACAUCUCUCCUUCUCUGUGUGUGUGUCUGUGUGUGCGUGUGCGUGAUUGAACUGGUUUAGCUUCCCUCCCGUCUAAAACCAACCCCUUCCCCAUAAACACACAUAAUAUAGCAAAUAGGAGACCAAGGGGUGUCAACACAUAUAUUCGGGGGCGUAAACAACUAAGGUGAGUAGGUAAAUAUUCAACAAAUAAUAUCUGUAGGCCAUGUAUACUAAUAAAAUAAGACAUGUUAAACUAUAAAAAUUAGCAGUUAAAUCGCUCCUACAAUAAUAAUAAUACAUUUAAUUUGUAUAGCGCUUUUCCUGGUGCUCAAAGACGUUUACAUGAAAUCAGAAAUAGAAACAAUACAAAGAAAACAUAAACAGUAGACCUAAUCUCUGUGUGUGUGUGUGUGUGUGUGUGUGUGUGUGUGUGUGUGUGUGUGUGUGUGUGUGUGUGUGUGUGUGUGUGUGUGUGUGUGUGUGUGUGUGUGUGUGUGUACGCUAGAGUGAAUAAGUGAGUUUUGAGAGAUUUGUUGAAGGGUUCAAGAGUGGUGGCCUUUCGGAUGGGACUGGGAAGGGAGAUAAGUUACACAACCUACUUACUGUUGACUUUAUACAGAUUAAUUAACAUAAUGUUGAUUUUUCACAACAUGAUGAAACUGCAGCUCACUGAUGAUUUUCUUAAUGUUUUUAAACAAAUAUAAAAUGUGCUUUCUGAGGUUCUUUAUUCUAGUUAUCAAACCAUCCUGCUGCUAAGAAUGAAUGUGUUUCUAUUGAUGCUGUUUGUGAGGAGUGUGUAUGAGGUCAACUCCAAAUCACAACUUCAAUCUAAUGUUAAAACGACAAUAAAGAAUAUGUCUGUCUUAUCUUUGACAUUUAUGUGA
Trematomus bernacchii (emerald rockcod) is the source of this 2644-nucleotide messenger RNA. Its product is annotated as dynein regulatory complex subunit 4-like. Lineage: Eukaryota; Metazoa; Chordata; Actinopteri; Perciformes; Nototheniidae. The coding region runs from base 200 to 1603 and encodes 467 amino acids. Gene Ontology annotation, cellular component: motile cilium; microtubule; Golgi apparatus. Gene Ontology annotation, biological process: flagellated sperm motility. Gene Ontology annotation, molecular function: microtubule binding; small GTPase binding. The record is from RefSeq and is a predicted model, not a curated record. The transcript is spliced from 11 exons.